CUUAGAGUGUGGGAAAAGAAGAAGAAAUGAUUUUAUUUUCGUGGAAAAAUAUUAACUAGAUUUAGUCCAGAUUUAUACUUAACUUUGUUUGUCCCAGAAAAUUUCAGGACUUCUUAUCCUGUUUCUCAAUUCCUCUUUCAGAAUGUUGAAAGAUUUGAGAUCUUACAAGCGGAAGAAAUCUAGUGAAGAGAUUGAGAAUGUACCAGUAAACCCUAAGGAUUCUAUAAUAAAUCCUAAUUUUGUUGAUGGAAUUAGGGCUCCUUUACAUACUAUACCAGAACCAACACAAAUUGUGUUAGAACAAGAAUCUGGUUAUAGUAAAAGUAAGAUUGAUAGAAAUACUACUCCUUCUAAAGGGGGGAAGACUUCUGGAUCGGCAGUUCGUACGCCGGAAAAGCAAGGGUUUUCCCUGAGGAGUAAGUUUGGAUGGGCGAGUAAGAAUGGUGCUGAUGAUGGUGAUGCAACUCAUAAUUUGCAUCAGUUUCCAGUGUCCAGCCGUGGGAGUAGUAAUGCCAAUGGGGGUUUGCCCAAUGUGACUCCUCGUUCUGUUAGGACAACGGGAAGGUCUACAACAAGUUAUUCUGAAUCUAGUUCGAUUUCGACCUUCAAUACACCAACAAAGAGUGUCACUAAACCGACGGCUUCUGGGUUUACUGCACUUAAUGGGGCCAGACCUCCAAUGAGCAUUGGUGCUCGCUUUGGAAACCCUGGUGCACUUUCUAAAGGAAUUCCUUACUCUUCAACUUCUGUUGUAAAUACGGUCCAAGUGCCUGAUUUCGAGCUUAAAGAGGACCCUUCAUUCUGGAUGGAUCACAAUGUACAGGUUUUAAUACGUGUCCGUCCAUUGAAUAACAUGGAGCGGGGACAACAAGGUUAUAACCGGUGCUUAAAGCAAGAGAAUGCACAAAGCAUUUCUUGGGUUGGGCAACAGGAAGCUCGUUUCACAUUUGAUCACGUGGCAUGUGAAACAACUAGCCAGGAAAUGCUUUUUAGAGUGGCUGGUCUACCAAUGGUAGAGAAUUGUCUGUCUGGAUACAAUAGCUGUAUGUUUGCAUAUGGCCAGACUGGGAGCGGGAAGACACAUACAAUGCUUGGUGAAAUUGCCGACUUGGAUGUCAAUCCCAGUGCAGAGCGUGGGAUGACACCACGUAUCUUCGAAUUUUUGUUUGCGAGGAUAAGAGCUGAAGAGGAAAUCCGAAGGGAUGAGAAAUUAACAUACAAUUGCAAGUGUUCCUUCUUAGAGAUUUACAAUGAACAGAUAACGGACCUCCUAGAUCCUUCAUGUACUAAUUUGCUACUGAGGGAGGAUAUGAAAACAGGCGUGUACGUUGAGAAUCUAACCGAAUUUGAAGUUAACACAGUGAAUGACAUUCUUUGCCUUCUUACUCGGGGUGCUGCAAAUAGGAAGGUGGCAGCGACAAAUAUGAACAGAGAGAGCAGUCGUUCACAUAGUGUCUUUACAUGUGUGAUUGAGAGUAGGUGGGAAAAAGACUCCACCACUAACUUACGGUUUGCGCGAUUAAACCUUGUAGAUCUUGCUGGUUCAGAAAGGCAGAAAGCAUCUGGAGCUGAGGGUGAGCGACUAAAGGAAGCAGCGAGUAUUAACAAAUCACUAUCUACGUUAGGUCAUGUAAUAAUGGUUCUAGUGGAUGUGGCACAAGGGAAGCAGCGACAUAUUCCAUAUAGAGAUUCAAGGCUCACUUUUCUUCUCCAGGAUUCGCUGGGUGGAAACUCAAAAACUAUGAUAAUUGCUAAUGUUAGCCCUUCAAUCUGUUCUGCUGCCGAAACCCUAAGCACUCUCAAGUUUGCACAACGGGCUAAAUUAAUUCAAAACAAUGCUAUUGUCAACGAAGAUGCAUCGGGGAACGUAAUGGCGUUGCAGCACCAGAUACACCUAUUGAAGGAGGAACUUGCUGUUCUCAAGCGGCAGAAUGUAUCUAGGUCCCUCUCAUAUCGUUCGGCAAUCUUCGGUGAUGCCGACAGAAAAAGUUCUGAUGGUCCACAUGAUGAAGAGACACCUGAUAUGGUUCUUGAAAGUGUUGACGGCUCCCAAGGGUCUGCCUCUUUGGGUAUUGUGCGAUUGUCUACUAAACAGAUGCAAUCUCUGGAAACUACCCUGACCGGUGCCUUGAGAAGAGAACAGAUGGCAGAUACUUCAAUGAAGCAGCUGGAAGCUGAAAUCGCACAGCUGAAUCGUUUGGUUCGCCAACGAGAGGAGGACACUCAGUGCACCAAAAUGAUGCUGAAGUUUCGGGAGGACAAGAUUCAGAGAAUGGAGUCACUGGUCGGUGGUUUGAUACCUUCUGAUGCCUACUUAUUGGAGGAGACAAAUGCUCUCUCUGAAGAGCUUAAGUUACUUCAAGUUAGGGCUGAUAGGAACCCAGAAGUAACCCGUUUUGCACUUGAAAACAUCAGGCUUCUGGAGAAAAUUAGAAAGUUUCAGGACUUUUAUGAAGAAGGAGAGAGAGAACUGCUAAUCACAGAAGUAUCCGAACUGCGCGAUCAGCUACUUCAAUUCCUUGAAGAGAAUAGCAAAAUGUAUAGCAAUCAAAAUGUUACUGUGCCACCACAGGAGGCUGUUGUUAGAGAGCAUAAUUCAAACCAGUUAGAGUUAACAAAAACUCAGAAUGAGUUAGAAAACUGCAGGAAUAACUUAAAUUCUUGUUCGGAGACAAAUGCAAAACUUACCAGGGAAAUAGAAGAACUGCAUUCUCAAUUGAACAGCUAUAGAUCUUUCCAUGAUGAUAAGGAUUUCCAUUUCAAGUCCUCCGAGGAAGCUUCAAUAGAUCAAGCAUUCACCAAUCAUUUGCAUGAUUCAGUUGAGAAGGAGACUCUGAAGCAUGAAAUCAUACUGAAACACACAGAAGAAGUUAUGAAUUUAGAACUGGAGCUGGAUAUACUAAAAAACAUUAUCCAAGAAGAGAGAUCAUCUCGUAUCAGUAUAGAGGAAAAUGCUUCGUCUUUGGGAAAUGAUCUUGAGAUGGCAAAAGAGAGGUAUUCGCAGAUGAGCAAGCAAUUAGAAGACGCCCACAGAGAGUUGAAAGAUGCAAGGUCUGUAAUUGAAGCACUCGAAUCACAAAUUCUUUCCAUGAGUGAGUUGGAGGAUCUGAAGAGGGGUGACGGUUAUUUGGAGCUUCUAAGUAAAAAGGAUCAUGACAUAUCCAUUUUACAGGAACAAAUACACAGCCUCGAACUAAGAAAUCUUCCAGUUCUUAAGCAUUCAAAGAUUGAAAAUCUCUCCUUGCAGGACAGGUUGAAAGGAGUAAGCAACUCUCUUGAAAAAGCCAAAAGAUUGAAUCUGUGGUACAAAAGUGAUCGGGCAUUUCAGGUGUCAAAUGAACAAGAAACAGAAGAAGUUCGUAGACAGGUUGAGGCAGAAACAGCAGAGGUUAUUGUAUGCCUCGAAGAAGAGCUCAUGGCUCUACAACAGCAGGUCACGGAGUUGCAUGUGAAAGAGGUAGAAGCUAAAGAGAGUUUGAUGAUGCUAGAAACUGAGAAAGCAGAUCUUCUGAAAAAGCUAACUACGAUGACUGACGACAAUAAACACAUCCGAGAAGAGCUUAUAAGUCUUCACCAGCAAGUUGUAGAAGGCAAUGCAAAUGAUGUAGUAACUAAAGAGAGCUUACUGAUGCUGGAAGCAGAAAAAGAGGAUCUCCGGGAGAAGCUAUUACAGAUGACAGAUGACAACGAAAGGUUACAUGAACUAAUUCAGGGGAAAGAUGAGGAACUGAAUGCCUUAACCGAUGAAUGGGAAAGGUUAGCUUUUGAAAUCGAAGAGGUUAUUGCUGAUGGUCAUGACUCAGUGAGAGAUGCUUCUGAUGAGGUGGACUUAAUUUCACGUUCAUUUUCUCAGAGAAUUAGGAUCAGUGAGCAGGUCGGGAGGAUGGUAAAUACCAUCUGUGAAAAAGAUCUUUUGAUUGAUGAGUUAAGAAGUGGCCUGGAGGAUGCAGAGAAGCUAAGGUCUGAUAUGGAAUUGAAGGUUAGGUCUUUAAGAGGGGCAGCACUGGCUAUCACUGAACAGCAGCAAAACGAAAAGUGUGAAAAGGAGAAAGAAGUUCUAGCUCUAACUUCAGCGUUGCGUGCAAAACAGUGUACGAUAACGGAGAUAGAGACUAAGGUCAAGUUAUGGGGAGACCAUAUCAGUAAAACUGAAAUUUGUGCAACAGCUGGCUUUGUAAUUGUGAAUAGACUGUCCGAGAGAAAUUCUGAUCUUUUAGAAACUUUGAAGCACAAAGAGAUCCAGCUUAAUGAGACCCGUGCAGAGGGAAUGGAGAAGGAUGCACUUUGCAAGUAUCAGGUUUCUGCGCUUAGGGAUGCAGAACAACAAAUCAAAGCUUUGAGAUUGGAAUCCGAGUGCUCUGAAGAAAUCUGUACAAAUCUGAAGAUUAAACUUGCUGAAGAGCAAGAAGUUGUUCAUGCACUGGAAAGGAAGCUGAGUGAGAUUCAAAGUCACAGUAUACUGGAAACAAAGGAGAAAUUGGACGAGUUUAGAUUCCAUAUUUCCACUCUCAGUACAUACAUGAAUGAAUACGCUGAACUAGAAGGACAACCUCACACAGUAACCACUCAAGAAUUGCAUGCUUUGCCAUGUGAGAAGAGUUAUUCGGCUGAUAUUGAGACAUGUCCAAGCAUCCGCAAGAAAGAGCCAGAUUAUGUUGGGAGGCCUUGCAAAGAUGCAUCUGAUGGAGACACAACCAUUGUCCUUUUGAAAAAGGAGGUUGAGUUAGCUCUUGGUAGCUUAAGGGAAGUACAGGCACAGAUGGCCAAACUACUCAAAGAGAAAGAUGAGAUUAAGAAGUCGGAGAUACGUUGUCGAAUAAACAUGGAGGGUGUCACUGCUCAAGUCCUUAACUUUCAAACAGAAACAGAUGCUACAGGGAAACAAUUUGAUCUCAAGCUAAAUGAGUUGGAGCAAAAGCUUUUGACAUUUGAGAAAAGGGUGAAGGAAACUAAAUCUUAUUGGAUUCAAAAGAAAGAGGUGCUUGAAUUCGAUUUGCGUGCUGCAAAGAUGACUGCAGCACAGAAAACGGUUGAGGCUUCUGGUUUGCUUGUUAAACUUGGAGAAGCACAAGACACAAUGAAAGAAUCCGAAAUUGCGAAACUUGCAGUGAUGGAAGAAAAUGAAAUGGCUAAACUUGAAAUAAGAAGGCUGAAGAAUUUGGAGGACAGAAUCACCCAUGAAAGAGACUCCUUAAUCCAUGAAAUGCAAAGCAUUCAAAAUUCUAGUGAUCAGAAGGAUCAAAAAUAUGACAACCUGGAGAGACAGCUCUAUUCGGAUCUUUCCGAAACAAGGAGUGUAGUUCUAGCCUUGGAGGAUAUUAUUACACAAACCCAAACUGCAUGCAUGGAGAAUUUCACCUCAAUAGUUUGUGAGUUCAACUGCUUGAAGUCCAAGGUUGUUCAGUCUACAAGCUUAACAAGGUCAUGGUUGGAGGACAUCUGGUCGGAGAUAAUUGCCAAGGAUUGUGCUGUAUCGGUGUUACACCUCUGUCACGUGGGUGUUCUGUUGGAAGCUGUGAUUGGGUUGAAUGCAGAAAAUGGGUUGCUUCACCAUGGUGUGUGUGAGUCAACCACGUUGAUAGCUGAUUUGAAGGAGCAUAACUUGAGAGCAAGAAGAAACAUCUUUGAUCGAGUCUCAAGAAAAGAAGAUGAGACUGAUAAGUUAAGCUGUAUGCUAAGUGCCUUUGAGAAGAAAAUACUGGAUUUGCAACUCCUAGAAAAGGAACUGCUGGCUAGGUCAGAUUCUAUGGGUUCUGAGCUUUCCUUAUUGAUGAAAGAUUUAGACGCGACUAAUGUGAGUGCUUUGACAGCCCUGUUGGAUCAGCAGAAGUUGUUUGGAGACAAAGAGGAUCUAAUGAUGUUGGAUUCAGCAUCUAAAGGUUUUGAAUCACUUAUUCUAGCAACAGAGAUGAAACAACUGGCUGUGGAUAAGGCUGGUUCUGAGAGAGAGACAGAAGCAUAUAGAGAAAAUUUUGAAACUUUAAUUAAAGAGAUGAUCUUUCUUCAGGUAGAUGUUGAGCUGGAAAAGCAAGUAUGCAUGGCUGUAGAAGCUGAUGCUGCUGUUUUAAAAAAUGUGGUGGAAGAAACAGUUUCCAGCAAAGAUGCCGUCUCAUGCAAGCUGAAAGAGUGCCUCUCAGAACUUGCAAAAACAUAUGAAGUAAACAAGAUCCUUGAACGAGAUACUCAAUCAUUGAGGGAAGUUGCUUUCAUAAAUGAGAAAUUAAAAGCUGAACUUGGCGAUGCGAUGGCAAUCAAGGAGAGUUUAUCAUCUGAAAUUCAGGUUCUCGAGAUUCAAAAUGAACGGUUGGAUAAAAAGUUGGCGGCAAGGGAUGCAGCUCUGGAGAGUUCUCGUUGCAGCCUGCAAAUAGAAAUGGAAAGUAGAGAAGCAGAGUUACAAAGGCUGAGGUCUGUAGAGGAAGAGAACGUGACAUUGCAAAGUGGCGCAAAGGAACUGAAGGCGAACUACUGCAGAGUUCUUGAAGAUUUUCAAGAGAAGAAAUCUGAAAUUGAGUCUUCUAAUAGUCGUGGGCAUGUCAUUGAACAAGAAAACAGUAAAUUGCAGGAAAAAAUAUGCUCGUUGGAAACUUGCAUUUCUAGCUUAAAUACUGAGUGUGUCAUGAGAGAUGAAGAACUAGAUAAGCUUCAGAGUUUGCAAUCAAAUUUGGUGGAAGAGCUCAAGUUAAAAAGUCAGGAUCUAGAAAUCCAGUCCAGCCUAUUAAAUUCCUUGAAGGCGGAAAAUUGUUCUUUGAGAAACAAGCUUAUUGCUACUGAGAAAAGUAAGGACGGUGUGUUUAGCUUGCUCGCUUUGAAAACUAAGAGCUUUUCUGAUUUGCUCCAAUCUGUAAAUAUUGUGGGUGACAUUCUUCAAGUUUUCGAUGACAAAUAUAUUGUGCUGGUAGAGAAAAUGUUGAAUGAUAUCCGUGUAAAUGAUGAAAUGUUCUCUAGGUUCAUUGGGGAGCUUGAAUGCUUGGAGAACUCUGUUAAAGAAUUGAUGUCUGAUAAUUUGUCUCUCCAGACUGAGUUGGCAAGGAAAGAUGAAGUCCUGAAAGGCUUGUUGUUUGAGUUAAAUACGUUGCAAGAAACAGCGUCUAAUGCCAAAGACCAACAUGAUGAAUUCGAAGAAAUAGUUACUGCUAUGAAAUCAUUAAAAGAUGAUCUUACCUGUAGAGCUGUUGAGCUUGAAGAAGCUAUUGAGCAAAGGCAAGUGCUGGAAGCUCAAUUUAAGGAGAAAACCAACUUCUGCUCAAAACUUGAGAUGGAUCUAUCAACAGAGCGUAAGUCGCAUAAAAUUAUUCAGAAUGAGAAUGUUGAUCUGAGAGCUCAACUGGAGGAUGUUCAAGUAGCAAACGCUUCCAUUGAGGAGGAAUUGAAGGAGAGAGGCAAGCUGCAGGAAAGUUUAGAAGAGGAACUCUUUCAAAUGGAAAACACCCUUGGUCAAAUGAAUGCUUUGCUUGAGGGAUUGAAGAAUGAUUUGAACAAAGUCACUAGUGAGAGGGAUCAUCUCAAUUCCGAGGUCUUUGAUUGGAAAGAGAAGUUCGAAGCGAUGCGAGCUUUGGCUGAAGAAAACGAAGCAAUCUCUGUGGAAGCUCGGCAGAUUGCUGAGUCAACAAAGGCAUACGCAGAAGAGAAGGAAGAGGAGGUGAAGUUGUUGGAGAGGUCCGUUGAAGAGCUAGAAAGUACUGUUGAUGUACUGCAAAACCAGUCGGACAUUGUCAGAGGGGAGGCUGAAAGGCAAAGGUUGCAGAGAGAGGAUCUAGAAAUGGAGCUUCACUCAAUAAGAAAUCAGAUGCUGGCUGUACAAACAUCUGGUGCGAACAUGAAGUUAGAAAUGCAAAACAUUAUGAAUGAAGAUGCUGACUUGCAGAGGCAUCUUCAAAAUAAAGAAAGCGACUUGCAAGAAGCCAGAAAACAAAUUAAAGAUCUUGAAAAGAAUAUGGCUGAGAAAGAUGCAGAGAUUUCUCGGUGCAUAGCUCAUAUCUCAGAGUUAAAUUUACACGCAGAGGCACAGGCAUGCGAAUACAAGCAAAAGUUCAAAACAUUGGAAGCCAUGGCCGAACCUGUCAAACCUGAGCCUGUUUCUUCCCAUGCUACAAACUCAAUGUCCACAAAACCGGAGAAGUAUGCAGUGAAGUCUAGAGGUUCUGGUUCCCCCUUUAAAUGCAUUGGACUGGGCUUGACUCAGCAAAUAAAGUCUGAAAAAGACGAGGAACUUACUGCUGGGAGGAUUCGCAUUGAGGAGCUUGAAGCCUUGGCUGUAAAUCGACAGAAAGAGAUAUUUAUGCUGAACGCUAGACUUGCUGCCGCAGAGAGCAUGACUCAUGAUGUUAUUCGGGAUUUACUUGGAGUGAAGCUGGACAUGACCAACUAUGCUUCACUAGUGGAUCAUCAACAAGUGCUUAAGGUUACGGACAAGGGUCAGCAUGAGGCUGAUGAAUCCUCUGGAAAGGAUCGCGAGGUUGUAAAACUGAAGCAGCAGUUGAAUGUGUUUAUUGAAGAGAGACAAGGAUGGCUGGAGGAAAUAAACCAAAGACAUGCAGAAAUGGUGGCGCUACAAGUUGCUUGCGAAAAGCUUCGGCAACGUGAUCAGUUUCUCACAACGGAAAACGAAAUGUUGAAGAUUGAGAAUGUGAACCAUAAGAAGAAGGUGAUGGAUCUUGAAGAUGAAGCGAAAAAGUUGUCAGGACAGCAAAAUCUGCAGCAGCGUAUACAUCAUCAUGCAAAAAUCAAGGAGGAAAAUAAUGUACUAAGGGCUCAUAAUGAAGACCUAAGUGCCAAGUUACGACGAUCCGAGAUAAUCUUAUCACGGGUCAAGGAAGAACUUGCUCGUUAUCGUGCUUCUGAAGGAAGGAGCCCCUUUAUCAAUUUUGACGAGGAACAAAGAUUACACAAGAAACUCAAGGAAACCGAAGAGGAAAGGCUUCAAUUGGCACAGAAGCUAUUGUGCUUGUGUACAAGUAUUUUGAAGGCAGCAGGAAUAACUAGGCCUGUAUCUGAUAUAAGUCUCUCAGGAGCAGAAGAUGCACUCGAGCAGCUAAAGAAUCGGGUGUCUUCCUUGGAGAGAGAAGUAAAAGAUAUUGAAUUUAAGAGUAGGAUAACAAGUGAGAAAGUUCGAUUAUCUGAGCUAAAGCAACAAUAAUCACCGGUAGGUUCAAGGACAGAUGAGAACAAUCCAACACCGAGAAAGUCACCCUUCCUAACUUCAUUAGGUCGAUAAGUCAACUCAUGUACAACUUCUGUUAGCUUUUGGCUAAUAGUUCUUUAGCUUACAAGCUCACACUCUCUGUAGUUAUAACGUGUAUCUCAAAAAGAAAGCUAACCGGCUCUCCCUAAUAUGUUCAGCUGAUUGAGCUUCCAAAUAUAUUUUUUUGUAUCUGUGAAUAUGUUCACCUUGUUAUCUACAGGUAUGUAUAAAAUAAAUCAAAGCAUAAUUGAGAUAUACACAUGAGAUCAAA
Molecule: messenger RNA, 9452 nt
Organism: Papaver somniferum (opium poppy)
Lineage: Eukaryota; Viridiplantae; Streptophyta; Magnoliopsida; Ranunculales; Papaveraceae
Product: kinesin-like protein KIN-12D
Exons: 37
Coding region: 143-9136 (2997 amino acids)
Biological process (GO): microtubule-based movement
Molecular function (GO): ATP binding; microtubule motor activity; microtubule binding
Source: RefSeq, a predicted model, not a curated record